UACACGUGCACAUACUCACAGCACCAACCAAUCUUAGCCCCUAGCAAGCAACUACAAAUUCUCACGUUAAAACUAAAUAUAAAAAAAACCACCGGCGCGUGUGCCCCAAACUCCGUCGAUCGUUUCCACCAUGACCAACAACACCACGACGGCGUCGGUGGCAGGCGCGGUGGUGAACGCAGUGGCAGCAAUUGAACUCACCGAUUCCUCAACCUGGUGGAACGACAUCGACGAUUCUCCGCUGUGGCAAGACCGCAUCUUCUACACCCUCGCCGGCCUUUACGGCGUCGUUUCCGCCAUAGCUUUGAUUCAACUUGUUAGAAUACAAUUGAGAGUUCCAGAAUAUGGUUGGACUACCCAGAAGGUGUUUCAUUUUCUCAAUUUUGUGGUGAAUGCAGUUCGAUGUUUAGUUUUCAUCUUCUUUCGAAAUGUACAGAGGUUACAGCCAGAGAUUGCCCAACAUAUCUUACUUGAUGUGCCGAGUCUUGCUUUCUUUACAACAUAUGCACUCCUGGUCUUGUUCUGGGCUGAGAUUUAUUACCAGGCACGUGCUGUAUCCACUGAUGGACUGAAGCCAAGUUUCUAUAUAAUUAAUGUUGUGGUUUAUGCUGUUCAGAUCAUUUUGUGGUUGAUAUUAUGGUGGAAACCAGUCAGCGUAUUAGUCAUUCUGUCCAAGGUGUUCUUUGCAGGGGUUUCUUUGUUUGCUGCCCUUGGCUUUCUUCUCUAUGGUGGAAGACUAUUCUUGAUGCUGCAACGUUUUCCUGUUGAAUCCAAAGGGCGUCGUAAGAAGCUGCAAGAGGUUGGCUAUGUGACAACAAUAUGUUUUCUAUGUUUCCUUAUCAGAAGUGUUAUGAUGUGCUUUAAUGCAUUUGAUAAAAACGCGAACCUUAAUGUGAUGGACCAUCCUAUUCUAAACUUCAUAUAUUACCUGUUGGUGGAAAUAUUACCUUCUUCUUUGGUCCUAUUCAUUUUGAGGAAGCUUCCACCAAAGCGUGGUAUCACACAAUAUCACCCAAUUCGCUGAAAAGAUUGAACAUACCGAGAAAAAGGAGCAAUCAGUGGUUGAUUAUUUAUUUAGCUGAUUCUCAUAGUCCAAGGGUAAUUUUUAUAACAGAGAAAGUCAAUCUUUUCUUUGGUCGGAGUGACAAAGCUUGUAUCAUGGGUUUUAUAGUUCAUUAAGGCUUGUAGAUUUCAAAACGUAACAUUUCAUGCAUUCUCAAUCGUGUUGAGCUGUGUUAUCACUGAUAUUUGCUUUGUAACUGUCUAAUCGUCGGUUCUGAUGUUUAUGCAAUUAAAUGUAAUGAGCAACCAUAAUUUGAACAGUGGAACAGUAAUGUCUUGUAUAAACAGAGUGUUAACAUGUUCGUAAAUUUAUUCUCAACUUUCAGUGAUGAA
Medicago truncatula (barrel medic) is the source of this 1395-nucleotide messenger RNA. RefSeq names its product tobamovirus multiplication protein 3. The transcript has 11 exons. NCBI's taxonomy places the organism in Eukaryota, Viridiplantae, Streptophyta, Magnoliopsida, Fabales, Fabaceae. The record is from RefSeq and is a predicted model, not a curated record. The coding region runs from base 131 to 1024 and encodes 297 amino acids.